Messenger RNA from Hypanus sabinus (Atlantic stingray), 3282 nucleotides. RefSeq names its product GTP binding protein overexpressed in skeletal muscle (gene gem). The transcript has 5 exons. The record is from RefSeq and is a predicted model, not a curated record. Gene Ontology annotation, cellular component: plasma membrane. The coding region runs from base 116 to 997 and encodes 293 amino acids. Lineage: Eukaryota; Metazoa; Chordata; Chondrichthyes; Myliobatiformes; Dasyatidae. Gene Ontology annotation, biological process: negative regulation of high voltage-gated calcium channel activity. Gene Ontology annotation, molecular function: calcium channel regulator activity; GTP binding; GTPase activity.
CAGCAAUCCCAUCGAGGAUUAGACAUAAAUCAGAAAACCCAGGCAGCCUCGGAUCGAGCCAAACCAGAACGCCGGAGCGCACGGGAGAAGGUGGCGGGAUAAGGGUUGGUAAAUCAUGACACUAAACCACGCUAGACGGCGCGGUAGCCUGCCCCUGAGGCCUGCGCCCGCUCAGCAGCGCUGGAGUAUUCCUGCGGACAGCCGGCAGCUGUGGAGAGAGAGCACAUACAUGGUCCGCUCCAGAUCCUGCCUCAGUCCGACUGAACCUUACGGGGGGAGCUGGUCAUCCGUCUCCUCUGACUCCGCCCUCUCCAUUGAUUCCAGCAACAGUCUGUACAGAGUGGUCCUCAUCGGUGAAGCGGGAGUCGGCAAGUCCACGUUGACCAGCUUAUUUGCUGGCUUGCAGCCUAAUCUGGAGAACUGCGACGCGCCAGGGGAAGACACCUAUGAGCGAAGGAUAACCGUUGACGGUGAGGACACUACGCUUAUUGUAAUGGACACAUGGGAGAACAAGGAUGAAGAUAGCUGGGUGCAGGAUCACUGUAUGCAGAUCGGCGAUGCUUAUCUCAUCGUCUACUCCAUCACAGACAGAGCAAGUUUUGAGAAAGCGUCCGAGCUUCGUAUUCAGCUCCGGAGGAUUCGGCAGGCUGAGGACAUUCCAAUUAUAUUAGUUGGGAAUAAAUGUGAUCUUGUGCGACGUCGGGAGGUAUCAGUGGCAGAGGGGCGAUCCUGUGCCGUUGUUUUCGACUGCAAAUUCAUCGAGACCUCAGCUGCAGUUCAGCAUAACGUGCAGGAACUCUUUGAAGGAAUCGUGCGGCAGGUCCGGCUCCGGAGGGACAGCAAGGAAGUGAACGAUCGGCGGAUGGCGCAGUACAAAAGGAGAGAGAGCUUCCCGAGGAGGGCCCGGCGCUUUUUGGAUAGACUGGUAGCAAAAAACAACAAAAAGAUGGCUUAUAAAGUGCGAUCGAAAUCUUGCCACGAUCUUUCUGUGCUAUAAAAAAUAUGGAUGGCCAUAGUUAAAAUGGUGACAUCAGACUAUUACAGUGAAGGGUUUAGUUAAUCAAUCUAUAUUAGAUUAUAUACUUGGACUCAGUUGGUUUACAGUUGUGUCGAAUUUGUGUUGUGACAGAAUUCAUAAGAACACAACUUCUCUGUUUGUGAAUAUUAGUCAUAGAACAUUACACCAUGGAAACAGGCCAUUCAGCCCAUCUAGCCUGUGCUGAACUGUUUCUCUGCCUAGUUCUUUCACUUAUACCUUGACCAUUGCCCUCCAUACCCCUCUUAAUCAUGUACUGUACCUAUCCAAAUUUCUCUUAAAUGCUGCAGUCAAACCCACAUGCGCCACUUGUCCUGACAGCUCGUUCCACACUCUGAGUGUAGAAGCUCCCCCUUAUGUUCCCCUGAAACAUUUCACCUUUCACACUUAACCCAUGACCUCUAGUUGAAGUCCCUCCCAACCUCAGUGGAAUAAGCCUACUUCCAUUUACCCUAUUCAUAAUUUUGUAUACCUCUAUCAAAUCUCCCCUCUUUCUCCAACUCUGCAGGUGGAUAAGGUGGGUAAGGAAUUUGUUUCCAGGCCUCUCAGGGAUGUUGUCCCUACAUUGAUCUAUCAUUGAUAACCAGCCAUGCUAUUGGUCAUCCUAUCACUUAAAUUUGAACAAAUCAGUAUUGUUUGCUUGACCUCCAGUGGCUCAGGUGUAGAACUGGAAUGGGAGAUGGGAUGGAUCUUCUAAUUUAACACAGAAACAUUCUGACAUGCUGUGCUCAAGUCCACGAUAGUCAUAAGACAUAGGAGCAGAACCAGGCCAUUUGGCCCAUCUAGUCUGCUCCACCAUUCCAUCAUGGCUGAUCUAUUUUCCCUCUCAACCCCAUUCUCCUGCCUUCUCCCCAUAACCUUUGACACCCUUAAUAAUGGAGAACCUAUCAAGCUCCACUUUAAAUACAUCCGAUGACUUGGCCUCCAUAGUUGUCUACGUUAAUGAGUUCCACAGAUUCACCACCCUCUGACUGAAGAAAUUCCUUUUCUUCGCUCUUCUAUAGGGAUGUCCUUGUAUUCUGAGGCUGUGCCCUCUGGUCCUAAACUCCCCCACUAUAGGAAGCAUCCUCUCCACAUCUACUCUAUCUAGGCCUUUCAAUAUUUGAUAGUAAGAUGAAAAUGCCAUGAAGUAUGAAAUUACAAUUUUAAUGAAGGCACUUGACCUUUCACAUUUGACCUAUCACAUUUAUACCUGUGUCUGUUUGUUCCCAUCCUCUAAAUCAAGAUUUUUUCCAAACUGGGGCCCAUGGACCCCCUCGGGUAAUGAUUAGGGUCCAUGGCAUAAAAAAGUUUGGGAACCCCUGAUCUAAAUACUCUCCUUCAUCUUUGGAUUCAUGUCAAGUAUCGACAUGGUAGUGGAAUAGUUAGGGCCAUGCUAUUGCAGCUCGGAGUGUCGGAGUUCGGAGUUCAAUUCUGACGUCAUGUGUAAGGGUGCUCCAGUUUCCCCUCAGCAUCCAAAAACAUAUUGGUUAGUAGGUAUUUAUUUUGGUAUUUUUGUUUACUCUGGCAUCUUAUCCCUUCCUUUCCAGUCCUGAAGAAUAGUCUUGGUCUGAAAUGUCAACUGUUUGUUCAUUUCUAUAGACACUGCCUGGCCUGUUGAGUUCUCCAGCAUUUUGUGUGUUGCUCUGGAUUUCCAGCAUCUGAAGAACCCCUCCUGUUUCUGGUUGGUCGUUGUAAACAGUCCGGUGAUUAGGCUAGUGUUAAAUCGGGGGUCGAGGGGUGGUGUGGCUCGAAGUGCUGGAACGCGUGUUCCGCACUGAAUCUCAAAACAAGUAGACACUCUCCUUCAAAAAUACUCUCCUUCGUCUUUGGCUACAUGUCUAGGGAGGGGUAUGAAGGCUUAUGGUUCAGAUGUGGGUAACAGAUCAGCAUUGACUAGAUGGGCUGAAGGGCCUGUUUCUGUGGUAGAGCUAUGUGACUCUGUCUCAUUAAUUAUACAGUUUAUCACUGCUAUCAUUGACAUUGUAUUCUAUUUAAUGUGUAUGUGGAGUGUAUGAGAUUGAAUUCCACUUAGCAUGAAUGAAUUAUAUUUGUAUGAAGAACUAAUUUGAAUAACCCAGCAUUUUUCUGAACUAUCUUUUUCAAAUAAUUUUUAAUUAUAACUAUCAUAUAUUUUCACAUAGAAUCAUGGAGGCACAGUGCACUACAGCACAGAAAAAGGCCCUUCCCCCCAUUUAGUUCAUGCCAAACUAUUAUUCUCCCUGUAUUUUUAAUAUAUAUUUUUCCAGGAAGGUUUUGUGCAUUUA